AUGAAUGGAGGCCUCUGGAAAAAGAUUCUAAAUCCUGAUAAUGUGUUUAGAAGGAAGUUGAUUAAUCAAGUGGUGCCUACUGCUUUGCCUAAAUGCAAGAGUCCUGACCAAAUUUCAGCUGCAAUUAAAGCUUUUAUGAAUACCAAUCUUACUCACGAAGUGAUUAAGCUUCUCAACAAGAUUGUGCUACAAAGUUCUUCCUUUAUUGGAAACUUCAACCUGAAUGGUUUAUCGACCACUACUGCAAUAAAAACAUAUCCUAAAAGAGUCAUGGGUUACAUAAAUAGGCUGGACAACUUUGAUGGCUCUGUUGCCAUUUUCAAGAAAUUCAAUCUGAAUGUUCAGGCUAUUAAUGCCCUGCUAGAUAACCUUCAGACCAUUGAUCGAGCUAUGGAAUUUGCAUUCUGUGUUUAA
Vicia faba (fava bean) is the source of this 414-nucleotide messenger RNA. Lineage: Eukaryota; Viridiplantae; Streptophyta; Magnoliopsida; Fabales; Fabaceae. The record is from the annotation of a GenBank genome assembly.